Molecule: messenger RNA, 888 nt
Organism: Argiope bruennichi
Lineage: Eukaryota; Metazoa; Arthropoda; Arachnida; Araneae; Araneidae
Product: bis(5'-nucleosyl)-tetraphosphatase PrpE [asymmetrical]-like
Exons: 1
Coding region: 1-888 (295 amino acids)
Biological process (GO): polyphosphate catabolic process
Cellular component (GO): cytoplasm
Molecular function (GO): phosphatase activity; endopolyphosphatase activity
Source: RefSeq, a predicted model, not a curated record
AUGAUGAAAUUGCUGAAGUUUGGAAUCAUUUCUUUUGUGCUCCUCGAAAGUAUAAUUCCUACAGUCUUAUCCAAAGUUUUUAGCGAUGGAGCUUGCCAACCGAAGACUCCAGAAAAUCAUUUCAAGCCUAAGCACCCAAUGAUAACAUUAGACAAGGAAUUCUUAGAUCAGUACAAUGAAAUCAUUGUAAUUGGUGAUCAACAUGGAUGUUACGACGAACAGCAGCUAUUAAUAAACAGAUACAAUCUCAAUGAUACAGUUUUAAAAAUAUUCACGGGAGAUAUUACUGUAAAAGGCCCAAAGAACCUCGAAGUUCUACGGUAUAUAAGGAACUGCAAGACUUGCAUCACUGUCAGAGGCAAUAACGACGAAAAAACCCUGCUGGCUAUUUGGAUGAAAGAAGUUAAACACAAUUACACUUAUGACCGGUAUGGUGAAUGGAUGAACGAUUUGACAAAGGAUGAAAUUAAAUGGUUGAAACAGCUUCCAUAUUCGCUUUAUCUGCCAAGUUUGAAUGCCAGAGUGUGCCACGCAGGAUUCUUACCAGGUGGAGUACCUAUUGAAGAUAACACACCUUAUACAAUUAUGAACAUCAGAACAGUUAUUACUGACCCGAAAUGCCCAGGUGGCUGGAGACCAACUCGAGAAGAAUUCCUCCACUUGCAUAACGAUCCAUCGUUUCCGUGGGCUUCGCAAUGGCGUGGACCAGAACAUAUUUAUUUCGGACAUGAUCAUAAAAGGCAACUACAGUUGUAUCCCUUCGCGACUGGUGUCGAUACAGCCUGUGUUAGAGGACACUACAUGACAGGGAUUUUUAUCAAAGGGCCUAGAGCAGGGACUUUCGCUACCCAACCAGCUUUGGCUCAGUAUUAUAGAGGUAAAGUUUAG